Messenger RNA from Spizellomyces punctatus DAOM BR117, 601 nucleotides. Its product is annotated as 3-hydroxyanthranilate 3,4-dioxygenase. Bases 49 to 561 code for a protein of 170 amino acids. Gene Ontology annotation, cellular component: cytoplasm. The transcript has 2 exons. The record is from RefSeq and is a predicted model, not a curated record. Gene Ontology annotation, molecular function: 3-hydroxyanthranilate 3,4-dioxygenase activity; iron ion binding. Gene Ontology annotation, biological process: quinolinate metabolic process; 'de novo' NAD+ biosynthetic process from L-tryptophan. NCBI's taxonomy places the organism in Eukaryota, Fungi, Chytridiomycota, Chytridiomycetes, Spizellomycetales, Spizellomycetaceae.
GAUGAGGUUGCAACCUCUGUCUAAACUUUUCUCCAGCAUUCCAACAAGAUGCCACUCUUGCCUCCGAUAAAUUUUCCCAAAUGGCUUGAGGAAAACCACCAUCUUCUACAACCUCCCGUUAACAAUUUCUGCCUCUACAACUCGGCAGACUUCACCGUUAUGGUUGUUGGUGGACCGAAUGCUAGGACAGACUAUCACUGGAAUGAAACAGAAGAAUGGUUCUAUCAGCACAAAGGGGACAUGCUGUUGAAAGUUGUCGACGACGGGGAAUUCAAGGAUAUUCCCAUACGAGAGGGUGAAAUGUUUCUGCUUCCCGGAAACACUCCACAUAACCCUGUCCGGUUCGCUGAUACUGUGGGUAUAGUUAUCGAAAGGAAGCGGCCACCAGACGCUUUGGACCGGUUGCGUUGGUAUUGUGAGAAUUGUAAAAAAAUUGUGUAUGAGGAAUCCUUUCAUUGCGUUGACCUAGGGACGCAACUCAAACCCGUCAUUGAGCGGUAUUAUGCCAGCGAGGAGUUGCGAACCUGCAAAGAAUGUGGCCAUUUAAAUCCAAAAAAAUAAAUUACAUGUUCCACUCGGUGGGUGGGAUGAAUCAAGCGCA